Molecule: messenger RNA, 1260 nt
Organism: Raphanus sativus (radish)
Lineage: Eukaryota; Viridiplantae; Streptophyta; Magnoliopsida; Brassicales; Brassicaceae
Exons: 3
Coding region: 65-1027 (320 amino acids)
Cellular component (GO): cytosol
Molecular function (GO): protein-folding chaperone binding
Source: RefSeq, a predicted model, not a curated record
UGAAGAAGAUCGAGUUUGAGAACGAGGAGAGCGAAUCGAAAAGACAGAAGAAGAGGAAGAUUCAAUGGGGGUCGAUUAUUACAAGGUUCUCCAAGUUGAUCGAAGCGCAAAAGAUGAAGAUUUGAAGAAAGCUUAUCGCAAACUCGCCAUGAAGUGGCAUCCCGACAAGAACCCUAACAACAAAAAAGAAGCAGAAGCCAAAUUCAAACAGAUCUCCGAAGCUUACGAUGUACUGAGCGAUCCUCAGAAGCGAGCAAUCUACGAUCAAUACGGUGAAGAAGGUCUGAAAAGCCAGGCUCCGCCUCCGCCUCCCGGUGGUUCAGAAACUUCGUUCAGGUUCAACGGUAGAAGCGCUGAUGACAUCUUCUCGGAGUUCUUCGGCUUCUCCAAACCCCCUGGUGGUGGGUUCAGGUUCUCUGAAGACGUUUUCUCGUCUUACAGGUCUUCUCCAGGGGAAACCUCUAAUGCUGUUCCACCGAGGAAAGCUGCUCCGAUAGAGAGACAGCUUCCUUGUAGUUUGGAGGAUUUGUAUAAAGGUAUCACUAAGAAGAUGAAGAUCUCUAGGGACGUCCUCGAUUCAAGCUGGAGACAAACAACGGUGGAAGAGAUCUUAACGAUAGAGAUCAAGCCGGGAUGGAAGAAAGGGACGAAGAUAACAUUCCCCGAGAAAGGAAACGAGCAGAGAGGAAUCAUACCGUCAGAUCUCGUAUUCAUAGUUGACGAGAAGCCACACGCUGUGUUCAAGAGAGACGGGAACGAUCUCGUGAUCACGCAGAAGAUCCCUCUGGUUGAAGCACUCACGGGGUACACUGCUCAGGUCACGACUUUGGAUGGGAGAACGCUAACGGUUCCUGUCAACAACGUGAUCAGCCCUUCUUAUGAAGAGGUUGUGAAAGGAGAAGGCAUGCCUAUCCCUAAAGACCCGUCGAAGAAGGGAAACUUGAGGAUCAAGUUCAAUAUUAAGUUCCCGUCGAGGCUAACGACAGAGCAGAAGUCUGGAAUCAAACGGAUGUUUUCGUCUUGUUAGGGAUGAUUUAGUUUUAAAAACUCUGUUCUCUGUGCUCUUUCUGCUACGUUUGGUUUCAGGUGUGGUCGUGAAAGAUCAUUAACGAUGUAGCUUUCACUUUGCAGUUAGGUUUUUUCUCAACACAGCUUUUGGUUUUGGGGUUUUUAGUUUUUUUUUUUUUUGUUUCUUGCUUAAGUUGUUAUUAGAUUGAAUAAAAGAAGAGCUAAGUAAAGGUUCCUUACUUUUUAAUUUGA